AGGAACAGCAGGGUGUGAACAACAGGUGCAGCGCGAGGAGCGACAGGUAAAGUUCAGCAUCGCUACCCGGAAGACACUUUAAUAGGCUAGUGAAUCCUAACACACCUGUAGACCUGUCUGUUCAGAGAUAUACUUCGUCCUUCGCAAACGAAAUAAGGGUGUUCAAUGGCUAACCUUCAAGAGGAGUUCCAGGACCAGUUCAACGAUGUAGUCAGCAGGCUGGAGUCCCACCAGUUCUUCCAAUCCGAUUGGGACAUAGCGUCUUUCGCCGUGUUUUUCAUCUUCAUCGGUAUGGUUCUACUGCUCGUGCUCUUGGUCCUUAUCCGUUGCUGCUGCUGUUGCUGUGGCGAUGAGAAGCCAAGAAGAAGGAAGGUUGGAAUAGAAAACAUGGGCCUGGAUUCCUGAGCGCAGAGAUGUCUUGGUUCAAUUAGUUUCACAAAGGGCCAACAAUGUUCCAGGUCUGUGUGCGCUCACUGCUUUCCCUCGAGUGCACCCCAUGCUAUAGGUGUUGAUUAUAUUCAACCAUCUGAUCGUCUCACAUUGUACCCCUUUAAGCAACAAAUGACAAGCACGAAUCAUUAGAGCACAUUUUUCUAUUCUAUUUUUCUAUACUAUGGCAUUAGAAUUGUAACGUUAGAUGACAAAAUGUCUGUUUGAAACAUUUUUAAAUUGUGUAAAUUGUUUUUAAAUGUUGAUUUUUAUGCAUAAAUGAUCUACAUUAA
Molecule: messenger RNA, 722 nt
Organism: Gadus morhua (Atlantic cod)
Lineage: Eukaryota; Metazoa; Chordata; Actinopteri; Gadiformes; Gadidae
Gene: smim22
Product: small integral membrane protein 22
Exons: 4
Coding region: 166-405 (79 amino acids)
Biological process (GO): regulation of cell population proliferation
Source: RefSeq, a predicted model, not a curated record